This is a messenger RNA of Scatophagus argus, 1300 nucleotides long. Its product is annotated as gastrin-releasing peptide. Gene Ontology annotation, molecular function: neuropeptide hormone activity. Gene Ontology annotation, biological process: neuropeptide signaling pathway. The transcript is spliced from 3 exons. The record is from RefSeq and is a predicted model, not a curated record. NCBI's taxonomy places the organism in Eukaryota, Metazoa, Chordata, Actinopteri, Scatophagidae. Bases 660 to 1088 code for a protein of 142 amino acids.
CCCCAUUAAAUGCUCCUUACAGCAUUUCUAGUUCAGUGCUAAUAAUGCAAUUAUAGAAGGCUAACCUAAUAAGACUGAAAGGGGGCACACUCUGCGUGAUAAACGACAUAGUUUCACUCCUCAUAGUUUGAUAGUCGUGAGAGGAUUUUUUCACUUUGGCAUCACCACUUUUCCUUCAGUUAAACUUCUCCACCACUGGUCAUUGCCAACAUCUCCACCGAUAUGUUUGGUUGAGACGCACGCAAUUACUCAGAAGUCCUGUCCAUCGUGGCGAAAUGACGCUGACACCUUCUUCAAUCACUCAGCAAUCUCUGGGCAAACAUUAGCGAGCAAUAGGCUAAUAAUUACAGGCCCUAGAUGAUAAUUGGUCAUCAUCACUGGUACUGGCAACGUGCUACUUUUAAAAACACCCGCUGACGCACAGAGGAGGCGUUGAGAAGUUUCAUCAAUAGCCAUUUCUAUCAAAGGGCUUAGGAACUUCAACAAGUCUGCCACUGGAGCCGGUCUCUCUCGCCCUCCCUCCCCCCCCUUCUGUGAUCCUGGUCCACAGCAAUAAAAACUGACGAUGGUGGAGAUUUUUUAAAAUUAGAUAAAAGCUGGGAAAAAAACUGCGACUGAGGACUACCGCUGUUUAGAUCUAACUUUUCUCCUCUCACAGCAUGGGCGGAGUGUGCGUGUGUUAUUCAUGGACUUGCAGACCAGUGUGGCCAGUUUUUAUUAUACUGGCGGCGAUCCCCUGCAUGUCGUUCUGCUCAGAGAGUCCUCCAGCAGCUGUGGGCAAAAUGUAUCCACGAGGCAAUCACUGGGCAGUAGGUCAUUUGAUGGGGAAGAAGAGCAUCGAGAGUCUGUCUGAACUGCAGGAGACACACAGUGAGUACCUCAGAGCCUCAGAAACACCUGGACUCACAGAGCUGAACCGGUACAGGGGCCUGAUGGAGGCUCUGAUGCAACGAAAGAACCAAAAACAGAUGACGCCCCAAACUGCAGACAGGCAGCUUUGGAGGGAAGAGGACAGAGACAAAUAUCUCAGAGAGAUGUCAGACCUGUUUCUUCUGGCAGUGAAACUGCAAGGCGAUGACUCCACCUGAAUGCAAGAGGAAUUCUGUUCAUUAUCCACCAAAAACAUGGCCAGCAAUCACAUAUCCACGCUGUAUUUUAUUAUUUCUUUCUUUUUUGCUGCUGUAAGAAUACGCUGGAAACCCAAUAGAAGUUUAUUUUAUCGGUAAUUUAUUACAAAUUACAGUUUUAUUACAGACUGCUAUGGUUAUGAGUUGAAAAUGCUUAAUAAAUUUAAUGUUGU